Molecule: messenger RNA, 2297 nt
Organism: Tripterygium wilfordii
Lineage: Eukaryota; Viridiplantae; Streptophyta; Magnoliopsida; Celastrales; Celastraceae
Product: folylpolyglutamate synthase
Exons: 17
Coding region: 166-2121 (651 amino acids)
Biological process (GO): tetrahydrofolylpolyglutamate biosynthetic process
Cellular component (GO): cytosol; cytoplasm; mitochondrion
Molecular function (GO): tetrahydrofolylpolyglutamate synthase activity; ATP binding
Source: RefSeq, a predicted model, not a curated record
CCAUACCUUCAAAUUUUCUAAACGGUUCCACUAAUCCACCAUCAAACGCAGCCACACAAAGCUGAAAGCUCCCAGGGAGAAUUGUAUUACUGGUGAGGUUUCGUCCGAUAAUAGAAGUGGUGGUGGCGAACGAAUCUCUGGACUCUCAUGGAUUGAUGUUUCCAUAUGCAUGUUUCUACAAGUAUUCAUCCGAAGUGUGAAGUAUUUGGUGUUUCACACUUCCAUGGGACAGAGCGUGGAUUGUCAAUCAGAACAAGAUGGAGCUUGUCUUGUAAACCUGCUUGCAUAGACUCACACAGUCUCGUUCUUCGUUGUAAGCUACAUUACCAAGAAAGCGGUAGGAUUAAAGGCUUGAGAUACCCAAAUAUGUCAUUUCGAAUCACGGAAAGAGGACCAAUCAAUGUGGCUGUCAACGAUGAUUUGCCAGACUUGCCUCUUUCAAUUUCGUAUGAUACUGCCAUGGAAGCACUUUCCUCUCUUAUUACACAGCAGAAACGUGGUGACAAAUCGCCUGUAGUUGACAAAUUCAGGAAAAUGGAGAGGAUGUCGAGGUAUCUUAAGAUAUUAGGCUUGGAGGAACGUAUUGCUGGGCUCAAGAUAAUCCAUGUUGCUGGAACUAAAGGAAAGGGUUCAACUUGCACUUUCUGUGAGGCUAUAUUGAGGGCAUGUGGUCUCCAAACUGGACUGUUUACUUCUCCGCACCUGAUUGAUGUGACAGAAAGAUUCCGUAUAAAUGGGUCGGACAUAUCUGAAGAUAAAUUUCUACAGUAUUUUUGGGAUUGUUGGAAUCAAUUAAAGGAAAAUGUUUCUGAGGACCUGCCAAUGCCUCCUCUAUUUCAGUUCCUCACUAUUUUGGCGUUCAAGGUGUUUGUUUGUGAACAGGUGGAUGUUGCUAUUAUUGAAGUCGGUCUUGGAGGUAAAGAGGAUUCAACAAACGUGAUUAACGAACCUGUUGUCUGCGGCAUUACUUCUCUGGGGAUGGAUCAUAUGGAGACAUUGGGUCAUACACUUGCAGAGAUUGCUGCUCACAAGGCUGGAAUUUUCAAGCCUCAUGUUCCUGCUUUUACUGUUCCUCAAGUCCCUGAAGCAAUGGAUGUUCUUCAGCAAACAGCCUAUGGCCUUGCGGUUCCUCUCAAAGUUGUUGCACCUCUUGAUUCUAAGCAGUUGCAGGGGGUCAAGCUUAGCUUGUCAGGUGAUCACCAGCUCAUAAAUGCUGGUCUUGCUGCUUCGCUCUGCAGAUGUUGGCUGCAGAAGACAGGGAACUGGGAAAAGCUAUUCCACAAUGAAGAAAGGGCAGCUGACUUGCCAAAAGCAUUUCUUAUAGGUCUUUCAACAGCACAUCUUGCUGGGAGGGCUCAAAUAGUUUAUGAUUGUUCUUCAAAGUCAUCCGAUGUAACCGGAGAUCUGAUCUUUUACUUGGAUGGAGCCCACAGUCCUGAGAGCAUGGAGGCUUGUGCCAAGUGGUUCUCAGGUGCCGUUACAGUGGACAAGCAGUUAUCAAAAUCUACAUCAACAUCAUCAUCAUCAGCUUACCAUGAAAGUAUUUUAGAAGGUGGCAGAAAUGGUUCCAUUGAACACUUAAAAGAAAACGCCGAUAAGUCCAACAUGAUAUCUAAGAAGAUUCUUUUGUUCAAUUGCAUGGAGUUGAGAGACCCUGAAGUUUUACUUCCUCAGAUUCUAAGUACAUGUGCUUCCUCAGGCACUCAUUUCUCAAAGGCUAUUUUUACUCCAAGCACGUCCAAAUAUACCAAGGUGACCUCUGGUACCUCGGUCCUUCCCUCCGAGAUCUUGAACAAGGACUUGUCAUGGCAAUUUAGCCUUCAAAGACUCUGGGAGAAGAUCAUCCAUGGAAAAGAAACCAACAUUGCACUCGACAAUACAUCCAAGAUGAUCAAAGCAGGGACCUUACCAUCUCAUGAAUUCCUUUACAAGGAUGCUUCUCACUGCUGUCCUGCUAACAAAGAUUUUACUUGCAGUGCUGUGAUUCCUUCGUUGCCAUUGACAAUAAAAUGGUUGAGGGAUUGCGUUAAAGAAAACCCUUCUCUUCGACUUCAGGUUCUUGUCACCGGAUCAUUGCAUCUGGUAGGAGACGUGCUGAAGCUACUAAGGAGACGACCAUGAAUGUUGAAACCAUUCGUUUUGUUCUUUUAACCUUAUUGAUUGAUUAGAUCCCAUUUUUUCUCCAAAUAAUAAUGGAGUUUUCUUUAGUGAUUCAUUUUGCACAGUAUUUGUGGAUAAAGUCUUCCUUCUUGCCUAGGUUACCACUCUUGGAACUUUGAAGUAUUUCAUUUUGUUGA